AGUCGACCAGUUGAUAUCCGGCAUCUGUAGCGAGCGGGAGCAAGAUGCUGAACACUCCGUGGCUACUAGGAGCGUUCAUGCUCUUGGCAGCGGCGUAUCAAGUGGAUGCAAGCCCGAGUUUAUUUGUUACCUCACCGAACUUACUGAGGGUGAAUUCUUCUGAGGAUAUAUGGGUCACGCUGCAUGGCCCACCCGACCUUAGUGUGUCAGUCAGUGUUUAUCUAGAGAACUAUCCAGAUAGGGCCCGUCGGUUCUCCAACCAAACGAUCACUGUGAAAAGUGAUGAGAGUAAGAAGGUUACUUUGCGAGUAGGUUGGGGUGACAUCCCUCUAGGAUCACAGCAGACCUACGUCUACCUUGUGGCCAAGGAAGAGAACACUCGUGCGGCCCCCAGAUUCUCGAAAGAAUCGGUCAUCUUACUCUCCAAGAAAUCGGGCUACCUGUUCUUACAAACAGACAAGCCUCUCUACAAUCCUCACGAAAAGGUAAACAUCCGUGCAGUUUCUCUGAACUCUGACAUGAAGCCUUCCAACAUCAACAUCACUAUUGAUAUUAUUAAUCCAAACGGCGACCUCAUCAAGCGGUACCCGAAAAGACAAGCGACCAACGGAUUUAUCAGUGAAGUGUUCUAUCUCCCAAGGAUUCUGACAUAUGGAAAUUGGACCCUUCUAGCUAGUUACGCAGAGAGACUGCAACCCAAUGUGACAAAGACUAAAAUAGAAUUCGAAAUCAAGGAAUACGUGCUGCCAAUGUUCUCGGUUAAGGUGGAGGUAUUACAUGAGUACAUAUUAAGCUCUCAGGAGGAAAUCCAGUACAGGAUAACUGCAGAAUACGUUUUCGGUACACCAGUCAAAGGGCGCGGCACUGCCUACAUCUUCCUUCUCUACCCUGAAGGCAUAGAGGAGGAGAUUGACAGGAAGUCGAUAGAAAAUGUAGCAGAAAAUAUUCCGCUGGCAAUUUCGAAAGACAAAUUUGAGAAGCAGCAGUUUCCCCCUGAAGGUACUCGUCUCCUAAUCAAGGUUACUGUGACUGAAGCGGCCACAGGCAAACGUGAGCAAGGUAGCGACUCAUCAGCCAUCUUCGUGACGAGCCCGUAUGUCAUUUCGUACGAGCGGACGCCAAGGUAUUUCAAACCUGGCCUUUCUUUUAAAGUUAAGGUCGACUUGACAUUCCCAACCAAAGCUGUGGCCGCCAAUGUUAAAAUCGUCAUACAGGCUCUGGUCACUUUAGAAUCUGGGCAGCGGGAAGGAGCACACAGCAACAAGGCGGAGGAGGAGACAUAUGUCACAGACAUAAAUGGUAGAAAAGAGAUCGUCUUGGACAUCAAUGCCGAGGCAAAGCAUUUAACAAUCAAUGUAACCACUCAGGGCGAGGUUCCCGCAGAUCACCAAGCGAGCAAGUUGAUCACGUUCGUGUCGCAUUCAAGUUCUCUAAAAGAGUACAUGAUUCUUCAGCUGGGCUCACUUGGGUCUCCGAUAACUAUCAACAACAAGCUCCAAAUGAGGCUGAGUUUCUCUAAGGCUGGAAAUAAGAAAGUCAACUUAAUGGUUGUCGCCCGAGGCAAGAUACUGCAACAUUUUGUCAAAGAUAUAACCUUGGGACAAAAUGACAGGGCUCCACACGAGAGUAUUCAAAUCACCCCGAUUAUGUCACCACGAGCCAGGGUCAUCGCCUACUAUUCCAGCGGGUGUGAGAUCAUCAGUGAUUCACUGCUGCUAGAUAUCGUCAAGAAAUGCGGCAGUGAGUUGACCAUUACCUAUGUGAAAAAGGUAAAUCAUUUUUACAGUCCAGGGGACCCACUGCCGCUCAAAGUAACAGCUGGAAAGGGGUCGAGUGUUUCUUUGCUGGGAGUGGACAAGGCUGUCUAUCUACUUAGUGAGAAGGAUAUACUGACCAGGAGUAAGAUGUUUAAAAAGAUGCAAGAAAUGGACAUAGGCUGUGGCCCUGGAGGCGGCAGGGACUCCUCUGACGUUUUUAAGCAAGCUGGACUGAUUGUUAUGACGAACAGUUGUGGUCACGUAGUCUCCCCGAGGAGAAACACCGAGCAGUGUGAACAGAACGUGGUCAGAAGAAAACGAGAUGUAAUGGAGGCAGUCACAGAUAUCAUGGCUGUCCUUCGUAACCAGGAUAAGAUAUGCUGCAACCGGGGAGUACAAGACAGUGUCAACUCGACAAAGUCAUGCCGACAUCUGGCCAGCGAAGACGGAUCGACUAGUCAGUCAUGCACUCGAGCAUACAUGCGAUGCUGUAAUGCAAUAAAAAGCAGAGUUGCAGGUGGCCGUGGUAGAUCGAGCAGCGCCGAUGGCGAUGUCAAUAAUCAGCCGGGGUAUGAUGAGAGUAAUAUUGAUCAUAGAGAAGACUUCAAAGAAACAUGGUUCAACGAACUCCUCCAUUUUGGCCCAAAUGAAACGAACAUUGAUUUGAAAUAUGCACUCCCAGAUUCUGUGACCACGUGGGUGAUCUCCGGAGUGAGCGUGUCGCCAGAGCAAGGCAUGUGUGUGGCUGUGCCCACCAACAUCACCAGCAAGAAGGUUUUCUUCGUCCACGUCGAUCUCCCGUACACUGCCGUCAGGACUGAGCAGCUUGAAGUCAAGGCAACUGUUUAUAAUUUGCUUGAGAGAAAAGAAGAAGUGACGGUGUAUCUGAAGGCAAGCGACAACAUAUGUUAUAAUGCAGCGCGUGGGGAAUACACUCAGCCGCAAGUGAUCAAUGUGGAUGCAAAAUCAGCCAAAUCUGUGAUUUUCCCAAUUGUUCCACUCAAGGCAACAACGUUGAACGAACCUGCUGAAAUAACUGUGAAAGCCCUGAGUAAGCGAAAUGGUGACAUUGUUAGCAAGAAACUGAGAAUUGAUAAUGAAGGGAUGAAGAAGAGUAAAACUGAUUCGUACAUCAUUGAUCCGGAGGGCGUCAUGGGUGAUUCUGGCAGUGGAUCGUCGGAUUGGAAUGUGACCAGAAACAAAAGAGAAAAGCGGCAUAUCAUCCAUUUUAAUCUCACAUUUCCAUACGAUACGAUACCAAACACUGACAUUUGCUCAGUCAGCAUUCACGGUAACUUACUCGGACCCAUGGUACCAUCCGGAGACUUUGACAUAACCAAUAGAAUCCAGCUUCCCCAAGGCUGUGGAGAACAAAACAUUGCUGCGAUGGGUCCACUUGUCUAUGCCACCAACUACCUGAAAAAGACUGGGAAACUGACUGGAAGACUUGAGGAUCAAGCAUACGAUUUUAUCACAAAGGGAUAUCAAAGCCAACUUGCCUUCAAGAAGAAAGAUGGGUCAUUUGCUGCUUACAGUUCUUCACCUUCAAGUGCAUGGUUGACCGCUUUUGUUGCCAAAGUGUUCUGCCAAGCCGCCAGCAUUAGAAGCAUGGGGGAAAUGCUCCCUAAGCACGUGGAGGAAGCCGUCAACUGGCUCUUCAAAAACGCUUGGGAGAGUGAAAGCGGGAGAUUCUUCGAAAAAUACCAUAUCAGGUACCCAUAUACGUUGGGCCAAGGUCAAACUCUAAUGAACGAUGUGACGUUAAGUUCAUUUAUCGUGGAAUGCAUUGCAACAUGUAAGGACGUGAUCAAUCAGUCAUCUGGUGACCACGCCCAUCGUAUGCGCACGGCAGUCCAGUACCUUGAGGAUAACCGCCGGAGCCAGCUUGGUAAACCAUACGGCCAGGCGAUCCUUGCAUAUGCCUUGACACUGACGCAUAGCAUUUAUAGACACGAAGCUAACCAAGAUCUUUGGAAUUUGUCACAUUUCGAUAGCGUUACGGGUAUGCGCUACUGGAGCCUGGUCGGUGAAGCCCCGAACCACAAUGAACCUACCUGGUAUACCGAGAAACCACCAGCUGUCGCCAUUGAGACCGCUUCCUAUGCCGUUCUCGCCCAACUUGCACUUGGUGACCAGGAAACCUUCUUCACAAAGAGUGGACCAAUAGCUUCAUGGCUGAUAAGGCAAAGGACAAAGACCGGAGCUUUCUCGUCUACAACUGAUACUGUCCUAGGAUUAGAAGCGCUUUCUGAAUACGCCUUUAGAGCCAGCUCGAGAAGUACCCUUGGCAUGUUGCUAAGUUUUUAUGGCAUGAAGACAGAGAAAUUCGAGUUGACCGAGGUCCAAGCAUUUCUACCCAGGACUUUUGAAAUUGAUAUUCCCAGCGGAGGGAGACUGUCUGUAGAAGCGAAUGGCACGGGAAUUGCCCAAAUUCAAGUGGAAUGUUCCUACCACGCUCCCUUCAAGGAAGGUGAGGGCUGCCCAUUCACAUUGGAAGUGGAGUGCACCGAAUACAUUGCCAAGGCCGCAAACCUUGAUUCCCGGUAUGAUGACUUUUCACACACAGAGGCAGACAGGUCAAGGUUUGGACGAUCUGCAAAUAGGGAAGCGAGUACUAAAUACGUGGCGAGGAUAAGUUCAACAAUCAGGUUUAAUGGUGGCGGUGGCCAGAAGGUUGGAAUGUCAAUUCUUGACGUCUCACUAUUCACUGGAUUCACGCCGUGGCUGGAUGAUCUGAAGAAGUUGAAGGAUGAUGGAACAAUUGACGGUUUCGAGACGACCCGAUCAGCCGUGCUGUUUUACCUGAAAGAGAUUUCUAGUACUAAGAACACGUCCGUGACGUUCCGAGCGACCCAAGAGUAUAAAGUAGGCAAGACACAGCCCGUUGCAGUCAAGGUGUACGACUACUACGAGCCUAACAGACGACAAUGCACCAAGUUCUAUCAUCCUAGCGGAGGGAAUAUCCUUCUUGCUCAGUCUUGUAACUUAUUGAACAGAAGGAAGGUCUGUCAUUGUCUAGCAGGAACGUGUGCCAAAUAUUGGGGAUUUAACCGAACUCAUCUCGACAGAGGACAGUAUGUUCGAGUCAAGAAUAGGACCAUUUUAUUCCGUGAAGCAUGUAACACUUAUGAUUACGCUGUCAAAGUUAAGGCAGGAAAGAGAUUGAUGAGAAAACCUGUUGUAACAAUGACCGCACAAGUUGAACGGAGCCUCAAACCAGGAAAAGAAAUAUUUGAUGCAUCCGAUACUAUACACUUUGAAUGGAGCUCAGAAUGCCCCUACCCGCUGAUGAAUGAGGGUGUGUCGUACCUGGUCAUGGGAAUGGAUGGACCUGAAUACUUAAACAUGACAAAGUACCUUCUCGAUGCACAUAGCCACGUUGUAGAAUGGUAUGAACGGAACAAACGUCGUAGAUACAAUUCCGCGCUCAAUUACCUCGGUUUGAAGCUACAAGCUGGCUGUGGGGUGUAGUAUUCAUACGAAGUCGGGCAGAAGAUGCAUUACAUCUACACCAUAGGACACUCGUGUAUGCUUCCAUCAAUUAAGUUAUCCACGAUGGGUUAAGUAUGUUCUUAAACAAUGAUGCAUGAGUCCUAACAAUUCAUCCUGGAAAAGCAUUUCCCCAGACUGUCGACUAUCAGGCCUUCCACUUGUACCGAGCGGCUUGCCCUAGAUUGCGCUACCUAGGCCUGGGAGAAUGGCUGCCUCACAAGAAAAGCAGCCUAAAUGUGCGCUCAUUUUCUAGAAAAAACUGGGUCCAGCUACCAUUGACAAUAUGACAUAAUGCACUAAAUUGUAUAGUUAAAUACUCUGUGAUGCACGCACAAAAUCGAUCUAAGCAUAUUUUCAGUUUUAUGUUUGCAAAGAUACAACAUGACGGCUGGACAUUUUCAUCUAUUUUGAUAAAAAUCAUGCUUGAAGAACUUUAUUACCGGAUGAUCAAAACGAUAUUUCAUGGAAAUACUCCAAAAACACAGUUUUUCUGACAUAUUUCAUUGAAUAAUUAUUCUCCCUUCACAUGCCCGGCCAGCUUGGCCUGAUUCUCGGCAAUCUGGGGAAUUGAUUCCCGGUGUAAAAGGAAUGGACGUCCUAGGAAUGCAGGACCACAUACAAUAGCCGUGUUUUGUCAACGAAUGUUGUUAAUGGUUUGGUUAGGGUUAGCUACAUAAUCUUCAACAAAGGAACUCGGCGACUCUAUUCACUUUAACAAAAGGACCGGACUUGGAUUCCAGGGGGACUUGCAUUUCGUUUACACCGGGAAUUACACUUCCAAAAUUUGUAAUGAUCCUGAGAGUAAACCCUGUGAAUUUUUUAUCUCAUCAAAAUUUUGCAAUUGCGUGUCGCCCGUCGUCCAUGCUCGUCGUAGUCAUCCGUCUCUCCAUCUCUCCGUCUCUCCGUUUCUCCGUCCCUUUCAUCCUCUGUUUAUAGCAUGGUGCGUUUUGGAACCAUUGCACCAUGCACUAAGUUUGUAAUGCACCAAUUCAAUCUGUACAAUCAUUGUACGAAAUAUACAAACAUAAUAAGUUGAACACAUGGUCAGUGGACCAUUAUGUUGUUAGGUUGGAUUGUGCAAUGUAUAUUAUUCUUUGGUAAAGAAAGUGAGAAAAAAAUACAAGUUGAA
Lineus longissimus is the source of this 6378-nucleotide messenger RNA. Its product is annotated as A.superbus venom factor 1-like. Gene Ontology annotation, molecular function: protein binding; endopeptidase inhibitor activity. NCBI's taxonomy places the organism in Eukaryota, Metazoa, Nemertea, Pilidiophora, Heteronemertea, Lineidae. Gene Ontology annotation, cellular component: extracellular region. The coding region runs from base 45 to 5228 and encodes 1727 amino acids. The transcript is spliced from 36 exons. The record is from RefSeq and is a predicted model, not a curated record.